This is a messenger RNA of Protopolystoma xenopodis, 369 nucleotides long. Lineage: Eukaryota; Metazoa; Platyhelminthes; Monogenea; Polystomatidea; Polystomatidae. The record is from the annotation of a GenBank genome assembly.
AUGUCACAUCUACGAUUCACACAUCUAGCUCCGGUGGCCAUCAAAGUGAUCGAGAAGAGCCGCUGCACCACAGACGCCUACGUUCGUCGUACCCUGCGCCGCGAGGGUCGCUUGCUCCAGCAAUUACGCCAUGCCAGUCUCAUCCAACUGCUCGAGAUCUUGGAGACCGAGCAUGCCUACUACCUCGCUCUAGAGCUCUGUCCAGGCGACGGUCUUCUCGGGCACAUCGGCUCAACAGGUCGGCUUUCCGAGUCCGUCGCCAGGAGGUAUGCUGCUCAGCUGUUGGCCGGGGUCGCCUAUCUUCACAAGAAUGGGGUCAUGCACAGGUCUGUUGUCGGAUUCUUGCAACCCUGUCUUGUGGUAGCCUAG